Molecule: messenger RNA, 3632 nt
Organism: Talaromyces stipitatus ATCC 10500
Lineage: Eukaryota; Fungi; Ascomycota; Eurotiomycetes; Eurotiales; Trichocomaceae
Product: NRPS-like enzyme, putative
Exons: 2
Coding region: 1-3333 (1110 amino acids)
Source: RefSeq, a predicted model, not a curated record
AUGGGAAAAGGUGACCUCCAAACAAACAGCCAACAACUACUCCCAUCAGUGCUCAAAACCAGAGCACAAUGCAACCCUGAUGGAGCUUGGGCUCAAUUUCCUGUUUCGGACACGACAUACGCGCUAGGGCUUGAGACUGCGACCAAUUUGCAGGUCUUCAAUGCCGUGAAUAAGGUAGCCUGGCUUCUGGAUGGCAAACUACAGCCAAGUUCCAGUUUUGAGACAAUAGCAUAUAUCGGUCCGUUUGAUUUGAGGUAUUUUAUUGUGGUGCUUGCGGCAAUAAAGGUGGGAUACAAAACGUUUUUGCCAUCACCUCGGAACAGCAAAGUUGCUCAGUUGCAUCUACUGGAAAAACUCCAAUGCAAGAAACUGGUUACUACAGAUCCCCAACUCCCAGCCGUGAAUACGAUCCUUGAAGGGCCAACUAGUAUAGAAACGACAGUCCAUAUUCCUUCGCUCCGCGACCUCCUUGAUUCUAGCGACGGCACACCGGAGGACUACCCGUAUGAAAAGUCAUACGAAGAAGCCAAGGAUGAACCUAUCUUCAUCCUACAUACUUCUGGUUCAACAGGAAUUCCGAAACCAUUGAUAUACACGCAUCAAUUCGUUACUCGAACCGUCAAUGUGACAGCUCUACCAGCUCCAUCAACAGGGGAUUUCAUCAGUGGAAAUGAUACUCUUCGCACAGGACACUGGUUUACCUUCCUGGCACCCUUCCAUAUCUCGGGAAUUGGAUUUGGGCUUAUGGUCUCCGCGUUCAAUGACUGUGUGCCUGUGUUCCCAUUGCCUGGCCAGCCCCUGACGACGGAUCAGUUCCUCGACGCAGUCAGACAUUGCGAUAUGGAUUGGGCGUUUGUGUUGCCUUUCAUUCUAGAGGACUUGAGCAAAGAGCUUGCUGCAUUGGAGCUGGUGUCUCAGAAAUUGAGUCAUCUGUACUUUGCCGGUGGUAGCGUACCCCGACAAGCCGGUGAUACUGUUGCUUCCAAAAUGCCAGUGUACCAAACAACGGGCUCAAGUGAGGUAAGCUUGCUGAGUCAAAUUCACUCGCCUGACAGAGACCUCAAAAGAAAGAAUUGGUCGUAUAUUCAGCUUCAUCCAACGCUAAACGUCGAAUACCGUCACCAUUAUGGUGAUUUGUAUGAGAUGGUUAUUGUUCGAAGUCCCUCGAACGAAGAGUUCCAGCCUGUAUUUCUUCACUUCCCGGAAUUGAAAGAAUACGAAACGAGGGAUUUGCUGAGUCCACAUCCAGAUAUGCCCGGACUAUGGAGAUAUCGUGGUCGUAAGGAUGAUAUUAUUGUAUUCUUGAACGGAGAGAAAACCAAUCCAAUAUCCUUUGAGCAGGAGGUAUCUCGUCACCCAGAGAUUCGCUCAGUAUUGGUUGCUGGGUCUCAACGCUUUGAAGCAUGCUUACUAGUCGAGCGUCAUAACACCGAAAUUCUGGCUGGGGACGAGCAUAAUCAGUUUAUUGAGCGCAUUUGGCCUCUUGUUCAGAUGGCCAAUAAUCAAUGUCCUGCACAUGCUCGUGUUUCAAGAGACAACAUCUUACUCGUCAAUCCGUCGAAGCCGAUGGCUCGUGCAGCAAAAGGCACCGUACAACGAGCAGCAACCUUGGCCAUGUAUGAAAAAGAAAUCAACACGUUGUAUGCGGCGAAUGCAAGUAAUAGGCUGUUGGGCAGUAAAUUGGCCUCGAUCGACCCGAAAAAUCCGGAAACACUUUUGAAAACUCUGCACGAUCUUGUAGCAGAGGUGACUCAGUGGGAUAGCAGCAGUUUUGACAACGAAUCAGAUUUUUUCACCUUGGCAAUGGAUUCCCUUCAGGCCUUGCAUCUCAGUCGGGAACUCAAUGUUGCACCUAGCAUGAUAUACGGGAGUCCCUCCGUCGAACAGCUUAUGAAGAGUGUUCUCUCUCAGUCUGACUCCAACAGCGAUUUGGCAACAAAACGUAUAAAAACCAUCACGGAUCUACUGCAUAAGUACGAGGCAGAGAUAGACAAGAUAGCUGCCGUGAAGUCUGAAUAUAGUAAACAAGAGCCUUCUGCAAAAGAAGACAAUAAGCUAGACCAACGAGCAGUAGUUGCUCUUACAGGCUCAACUGGUGCGGUAGGAUCGUACAUCCUGCAGAAACUUCUACAGAACGACCAUAUCGCGCACGUAUACUGCUUCAAUCGUGCUGCUGAUUCUGAGACACUUCAAAAAACCCGAAAUGCGAAAAGGGGCAUUCAGACUGAACUACCCCCAGAUCGUGUCACUUUUUUGACCACAGAUCUGUCGCAACCCAAUUUCGGACUAAAUGAAGAGUUAUAUCAACAACUGCAGUCGAACGUGACACAUUUCAUUCACAACGCCUGGCCUGUUAAUUUCAAUCAGGCUCUUCAGUCAUUCCAGUCAAGUUUAAGUGGUGUCUUAGGGAUCAUCUCAUUCACAGCACAUGCAAAGCGGCAGCCAGUGUCGACUCUAUUCCUCUCGUCCAUCAGUGCUGUAUCAAGUUAUCACAAAAUCCCCGAUGCUGUCCACAACGACCUAGUUCCGGAAGAGAUCAUCAUCAAUCCCAUGUGUUCAGCGCCCAUGGGUUACGCCGAAAGCAAAUACGUGGCAGAAAGAAUGCUGAAUUAUGCGGCCCAAAAACUCGACCACAAGAACAUCGGUAUUGCUCGAGUUGGUCAAAUCGCAGGCACAGUGACAAAAGAACAGGGUUCUCCGCAUGGGUGGAAUCGCCAUGAAUGGCUCCCUAGUCUGGUUAUUAGUUCUCGCUAUCUCAAGGCAAUUCCUGAAACUCUGGGCUCUUCUAUUUCCUCUAUGACCGAAGGGAACGAAGAUACAGCCGGUGUGUUAGAUAGAAUUGACUGGGUCCCGAUCGAUCAGCUUGCAUCGUUACUUGUUGAGAUUCUGUUUGGCCUUUCUUCGACUGAAACUGUUGAAGGAUCUGGUGCCAGGGUUUUCCAUCCAAUAAAUCCAAAUUGGGUCAAGUGGCAAAGUCUUCUUCCGACACUUAUUGACAUCUUGGAUGCAUUACCAUCUUCUGCAGAUGAAAAGGACACACGGAUCAAGGCAGUCAAAUACGACGAAUGGUUGAAUCUUCUCAAGUCCACUACUACCAUAGGGAAGAGUACUCCGAAGGAACUGGUUACUGCAGAUGUGCUCUGGGAAAAUCCUGCGGUAAAACUCUUAGAGUUUUAUACAAGUCUGUCGGGUGCUGAUAAUAAUAAACCACCAAAACCGCUCGCCACAAAGCAGACGUCCGAAAGUUAUCCUUCAUUGCUGGGAUUGGAAGCGAUUAAAUCCGAGUGGCUUUACGGAUGGAUUCGGGAUUGGGUCUUGGAUUCAAGCGUUUAAUAUAUCAGGUACUCAGGUAGUUAGUAUGAGUUCCCAAAGUUUUGUGCGGGUUUGCUUAUGGUUAGAUCUUCAUGCUCUUCGUUGUCAGUGAGUGGUGAGGAGAAGACAGAGAGUUACUCAAGGGGGAUGAUUACCUGGAUAUCUUAUCUUAUCAGCCUCAUCUUAUCUCGCUGCCUUGGUGCCUUGUCCCUUGGCAGAAAAAAAAGCCCUAAUCAACCCUAAGUCAAGUCCUACAUGAAGCAAAUUUCCUCGACUGUCGUCUACUGUUGGUUUUACUGUAUUCAAGACUCUCAAUUAUA